AUGUUAUAUGCUUACACUGUUGUUCGUAUAUACUCGAAAAGGGAGAUAUAUGCUGCAUUCUUGCUUGUCAAAAUCAACAGGAAGAAGGGUCAAAAUGAAGAAAAGCCUCUUUUCUCAAAUCCAGAGGCUGUAGGCCUCAUCAAAGUUCAAACUUUGAUGAACAAUGAUGAAUGUGCAUGGACAAAAACCUGUGGGACAUUUCAUGGUUUUCUCUCCUUUGACAUCUUGCUUUCUCCUCAAGAUCCUCUUGGUACGUGUUCUCCAAUUACUCCACAAUUUCGUAAUGAAAUAGAACAUAUACCAAUUCGAGAUGCACCCUUGCUCGGAAAACUCAAACCAAAUGAUUAG
This is a messenger RNA of Sphenostylis stenocarpa, 348 nucleotides long. The record is from the annotation of a GenBank genome assembly. NCBI's taxonomy places the organism in Eukaryota, Viridiplantae, Streptophyta, Magnoliopsida, Fabales, Fabaceae.